Messenger RNA from Amaranthus tricolor (Joseph's coat), 1477 nucleotides. RefSeq names its product actin-1. NCBI's taxonomy places the organism in Eukaryota, Viridiplantae, Streptophyta, Magnoliopsida, Caryophyllales, Amaranthaceae. The record is from RefSeq and is a predicted model, not a curated record. The transcript has 5 exons. Gene Ontology annotation, cellular component: cytoplasm. The coding region runs from base 112 to 1245 and encodes 377 amino acids.
CAUUUCAUAUUUCUUAACCCUAUUUCUUCUCAAAUUCCCCCUCCUCCUCCUUCAAAUUAUUCUCUGACAAAACUUCUCUCCAUUUUCAUUUUCUCUCUCUACAAGUAAAAGAUGGCCGAAGGUGAGGACAUUCAGCCACUUGUUUGCGACAAUGGUACUGGAAUGGUUAAGGCUGGAUUUGCUGGAGAUGAUGCUCCUAGAGCUGUCUUCCCAAGUAUUGUUGGUCGUCCACGUCACACUGGUGUCAUGGUUGGCAUGGGUCAGAAGGAUGCAUAUGUUGGAGAUGAAGCUCAAUCCAAGCGUGGUAUUCUCACUUUGAAGUACCCUAUUGAGCAUGGUAUUGUGAGUAACUGGGAUGAUAUGGAGAAAAUUUGGCAUCACACCUUCUACAACGAACUUCGUGUGGCUCCAGAAGAGCAUCCAGUUCUUCUGACUGAAGCCCCUCUCAAUCCUAAGGCUAACCGUGAAAAGAUGACUCAGAUUAUGUUUGAAACUUUUAACACCCCUGCCAUGUACGUUGCAAUUCAGGCUGUCCUUUCUCUAUAUGCCAGUGGUCGUACCACAGGUAUUGUGUUGGACUCCGGUGAUGGUGUCAGUCACACCGUCCCCAUCUAUGAAGGAUAUGCCCUCCCACAUGCUAUCCUUCGUCUCGAUCUUGCUGGUCGUGACCUGACUGACUACCUCAUGAAAAUCCUCACUGAGCGUGGUUAUUCUUUCACCACCUCAGCUGAGCGUGAAAUUGUAAGAGACAUGAAGGAAAAGCUUGCCUACAUCGCCCUUGAUUAUGAGCAGGAAAUGGAGACAGCCAAAACUAGCUCUUCAGUUGAGAAAAGCUAUGAACUCCCUGACGGACAAGUCAUCACUAUUGGAGCUGAGCGUUUCCGUUGCCCUGAGGUUCUCUUCCAGCCAUCAUUCAUUGGCAUGGAAGCUGCUGGUAUACACGAGACUACAUAUAACUCUAUCAUGAAGUGUGAUGUGGAUAUCAGGAAGGACCUCUACGGAAACAUUGUCCUCAGUGGUGGUACGACUAUGUUCCCUGGUAUUGCUGAUAGAAUGAGCAAAGAAAUCACGGCUCUAGCCCCAAGCAGCAUGAAGAUCAAGGUGGUGGCACCACCUGAGAGAAAAUACAGUGUCUGGAUUGGAGGUUCCAUCUUAGCUUCUCUCAGUACAUUCCAGCAGAUGUGGAUUGCAAAGGCUGAAUAUGAUGAGUCUGGUCCAUCAAUCGUCCACAGAAAAUGCUUUUAAGUUAUACGAAGAAAUGGAUUCAAAUGUUUCAGAUCGUAGUUUCUAUCGUGUUCCAGUGGAAGACCCUUUCAUAAAGCAAGAGUACAGAAAAAAGAAUGCUGUUUAUGCAAUUUUUUUGUUUAAUUUUCAUGUUGAUUUUUACCUUGUAAUGAUGAUCAUGAGAAAGAUGAGGACUGGUUUAAAUUUGUUGAAUUUCUUUAGUAACUAAUUCAUUUUUGAAGUUUAUUUCAAA